Molecule: messenger RNA, 3997 nt
Organism: Acanthaster planci (crown-of-thorns starfish)
Lineage: Eukaryota; Metazoa; Echinodermata; Asteroidea; Valvatida; Acanthasteridae
Product: repulsive guidance molecule A-like
Biological process (GO): BMP signaling pathway
Cellular component (GO): plasma membrane
Molecular function (GO): coreceptor activity
Source: RefSeq, a predicted model, not a curated record
UAUCUCGCCGCGGAGAGAUCGUGUGCCACCGCCGAAACGAAAAGGUCGACGGUUGUAGGUUAACGAGGAGGGACAAUCAGACUGAGACUACGUUGUGAUACUGCUGUAUUCGAGUAAAUAAGACUUUGUUGUGAUAAUGUUAAGAAAAAUUUGUUCCAAAAGAACGUGCCUUUGCUUAUCACAUUGAAUGUGUCAACGCGACAGGCGAUAUCAUUGUGAGCACAUUGUCGUGUUCAACGGAUACGCUUCGCGCGCGUCGCUAGUUGAAGUGUAGUGUGUAGUGUGCUCGUAGUGUGUAUGCACACAUUUGACGUAGAUUAGCUCCCGUCAGCUAGGGUUGGGUGUGAUCCCUACUUUUUGGACCAUAAGUGCCAAAGUAUACACUUUCUAGUAACAUCCUCAGGCUGUGGAAAAUGACUUCUCACUCAGAAUUAACUAGUUCAGUUGUCACCACAAGAUCUUGAAGGACUUGGGCCUACUUCCCGAGGCUGAAAGGAGUGAACCGCGCUAGCAUCUCAUCAGCAGCAGCAGUCGCGGCAGUUCGACCGUCGGAGCCUGGCGAGGCGGCAGCUACAUGGAUGGUUAUGGGGAGAGGACAGCGCUUCCACCGCGCGUCGACGGGCCAAGCCACGGCCGUUGUUUUCUACGUAUUCCUGAUCAUCGCCAUGUUAAUCUCCACAGUGUCCUCUGAAUGUAAAUUGAAGAAGUGUUCUCAAAGAUACUCCCAAAAGCUGACAGAGAACGUUCGACGCAACCCCAACCGGAGAUACUGUCAGGCUCUAGUGGACUACAAAAAAUGUGUCAUGGAUAUCCCGCCCAGGUCCUGCCGUGGAGAGCUAAACUACCAUUCCACCCUCUCCAUCAUCCCAGACCUGAUGGAGCAGAAUAACUGCGAGGCCAUUCUGGCCGAGGAAGAGGUGCCCACCACUCCACUGCCAAGUGGGGCCAACCUGCCCCGUCACCGGACGACAGUGCCCCCAGCCCCGGAGUUUUACGAUCGAUGCGAGUAUCGGGGUGAGCGAUCCUACAAGAGCUGCAGCCUGUUCGGGGACCCACACCUGAGGACUUUUGAUGGGUCAUUUCAGACCUGCCGGGUGGCCGGAGCCUGGCCGGUCUUCUACAAUAAGUAUGUCGCUGCCCAAGUGACCAAUGUCCAGCUUCUACAUGGAUCGGGUGCUACAGCCACGACCAAGUUGUCCGUGAUCGUCAAGGGACACAGCGAGUGUGCCGAACGCAAGCUGUACCUCGCCCAGACCGGCAAUCUCCCGGGGGGCUUCGUGGACGGCACCCGGAGCUCUGGUCCGGAGGGUAGGGGAGUGUUCAUCUUGGAGGUUGUCCCAGACAAGCACGUGGAGAUCCACAUCCGCUACAUCGGCACCGUGAUCAUCAUCCGACAGAUCGGGGAGUACCUCCUGUUCUCCGUCCGAAUGCCGGAGGAGAUCAUCAAGAGGCAAGGCCCGGAGGAUCUUCAGCUCUGCGUCCGGGGUUGUCCCGGACGGGAGAAGAUCGACUAUGUGAAGUUCUUGAAACAAACUAAAGACGUGGACCAGGAGAAACUGCAAAGAGCCAUUGCCAAGUGCCGGCAGACCAACGUAAUCGACGUGUACCUGGAUUCCUGCGUGUUUGAUUUGCUGACGACUAGCGACGACAAUUUUACCAACGCGGCUGAAAACGCCCUGCGGGACAUCUCACGGCUGCAGCCCAACGCGUCCCUGUCCCUCCACAACAGAACUAGUGUCUUUGAAGACAGCAAGAUACUGGCAGCCCUGCCCCCAAGGAGGAACGGUGCACCUCCAAGAACUCACAUAUCCAUGACUGCCCUCACGCAAUUUGCAAUAGUAUUACUGGCACUUUGGGCGUCGCACCAGCUAACAACGUGAAAGACAAACAAUGUAACAUAGAUGCAACUUAUUUCUUUUAACUAUCAAUAUUAUUUUGCAAACCGUAAAGAUGAUAUAUAUAAUUUGUACAUAGAAGUGUACAUAACUAUACAUACUUCAAAAGUGAAACUGCUAGCCACGUUGUACCACCGUUUAUAAUUAUUGCUAAGAUGUACAUAAUGGUGAGGAUAAAAUACUAUAUGAUCUGAAGUGUAUUUACUUAAUAUUUUGCAGUCUUUGUAAAUGGAAGGGACUGCAUUACAGCAGAUUAUGCCGUCUCUUUAAAAGAUAGAAACUCGUUAUUAUUUUUAUUAGAAACAAGCUUCACAGUAACUAAAAGGUGUGGGAAGGUAUUUGGAAUCCCAGAAGUGGACGAGUUGAAUACGAAAAUGAAAAUAGCAGAUAACACGGAACGCAUUACAAGUAAAGUUUUCCGCCAGUCUACAACUGAAGCCAUCGUGUAAAUUCGAUAAUCAAUAUGAAAUCCAUAUCGAAACGAUAAUGAGUUACUCCUUCCAACGGUUUGGAUUGUAAAUUGAGUCGGUACCAAACGAAAUCAAUCUGAUAUGUAUUAUGGUUGAAGGGGCAAACAUUUCGCUUUAAUACACAACACCUGCUGGGUGUGAACCCAGCACACAGACUUAAUCAUCUUAGUGCCCCACUCUGUUACUUGAUGCACCAAGCAUGCAUUGUUCUCCCAAUCUGCUGUGCAUGUACAAAUGCACCUGUAUUAAAACGCCUUCCUAGUCGAUUGAAGUUAAAGUUCUGUGCUCUUGUGCUCGGAAGAUUGUACGGAGAAUGAUUUGUGUGUGCACGUCUAGUCUAAAAUCCUUCUUUGGAUAAUAUUCACCUUUGUCGCUCAUAAAUCUUGUGCGAAGGGUCGCCAGUGUGGGUUUUUUUAUACACUGAAAUACAUUUCGAUUUUUCACGGAUGUUAUUGCGUUAGUUUACCCUGGAAACCUUGUGCUCACAUAAUGACACACACCGGACAACGUCGUGUGCUAUGUGGUGGCAAUGGAUGUUGUACAAGAAAAUGUACGACUCUUACACUGAUUCAUUUCGGAGGACAUGCUAUGAGCCGUUUAUCACACAAAGUAUUUAUUAGGAGCAGAUCCUUCAGUUUUAUUGGCAAACCUAUGUGUUGUUUUCCUGCUAAGUUUGGUUAAUGCAUCCGUGAUAUGCACACUAGUCUUGACUCCAUAACAAUACUAAUAUUAAGUUACAGCUCGUAGCUAAUACAAAACAGGUCAAUCACGUCACCGACUUUUAAAUGUUACUGUUAUUAAUGUUCACGCUGGCACGCGAGCAAAGCAUCCGCUGUAAUAUUGGUUGAAUGUGACGUCUAGAAACGUAAAGAACAUGGCAACAUAUUCACGUUCACGUGGAGUAUAUGAACCAAAAAUGUGUUUUUGCAACACAAAUUCGAAUUUCGAAUGUUUCAAAAGCCAUCCAGAAUGUGGUCAAAAAUUGUGAUACAUGUAUCAUGCCUAUUGAUGGAGCAUACUGGUCUCUAGCCUACUCUAAGCCCAGCGUCACCUUAAAAAACGUUAAAAGCAUUUUGCCAAUGCCAGUGGUUUAUGCUCAUUACUUUUGUUCUUCGGUUUUGUACGUACGCUAGCGUUUUUUAGUACAGUAAUAUUAUUCCUUGUCACCGUCUAAGAAAUUUUUUGCCCGCAGAUAGUUAAACUUCUAGUAGUUUAAACAUAAAGUUGCAGCUUCCGAGUAUACACGCAGUAUAUUAUUAGUAUUCAGAGACAGAAAUCAACAGGUUAAUGUGCACAUUCGUAAAGGGGGAUUUUUUAUCUGUGGUGAUAAUUACAAGGAGUGGAUACAAGUCGGUCUUUAUCGGUGACGUUAUUCAUUUUACGUCGUAAAAUGUAUGCUAUUCUCGAGUUUUCUUAAAUGUGUGACUGGGUUUGGUGAAGUGGCUUCCAAACCGUCACUACUGUAAACCGACGCUGUAUUUAAACAGAUGUAUACAUUACAAAAUAAUUGCAACUGUACCCAUGGCUUGAUUAGCCAUGUUUGCUGAUGACAUCGCUGAUUUUUUCUUGUUUUCUUUUUUUUUUUUGGCAGUUUUUGAAGAGAAAAAAAAAUUAAAUUUAUAAGUUAAAGGA